Hibiscus syriacus is the source of this 381-nucleotide messenger RNA. Its product is annotated as proline-rich receptor-like protein kinase PERK2. The record is from RefSeq and is a predicted model, not a curated record. NCBI's taxonomy places the organism in Eukaryota, Viridiplantae, Streptophyta, Magnoliopsida, Malvales, Malvaceae. Bases 1 to 381 code for a protein of 126 amino acids. The transcript has a single exon.
AUGGCCUCUACCAAUUGUUUUGUUUUAGCCAUUAUCAUAGCUUUGUCAUUGUCAAACAUCAAUGCCGGGGUAGCAGCUCGCCGUCUCCUCCAGAUGCCACCAACAUUGCCUGGUGUAGUGCUGCCGCCACUGCCAUCUUUCCCCAAUCUCCCGCAACCGACAUUGCCGACAACGCAGCCGUCGUUACCCAACCUGGGAGCUCUUCCUCCACUUCCUAGCAUGCCGACAACACAGCCAUCGUUACCCAAGCCUGGAGCUCUACCUCCACUUCCGAGUAUGCCAACAUUGCCUACCCUACCAAAACUAGCAAUGCCACCGAUCCCCACUAUACCAACUACCCUCCCAUUCUUCUCCCCACCUCCUUCAAAACCUAGCCCUUGA